Molecule: messenger RNA, 3135 nt
Organism: Cariama cristata (Red-legged seriema)
Lineage: Eukaryota; Metazoa; Chordata; Aves; Cariamiformes; Cariamidae
Product: ADAMTS-like protein 2
Exons: 17
Biological process (GO): extracellular matrix organization
Cellular component (GO): extracellular matrix
Molecular function (GO): metalloendopeptidase activity
Source: RefSeq, a predicted model, not a curated record
GACAGUAGUGAGGCAGCAGAUGGAGCUGGCCCCUGGGAUGAAGAAGUCACCAAGUGGUGGGGAGAGUGGAGCUCCUGGUCCACCUGCUCCCGGUCCUGCGGGGGAGGCGUGAUGUCCCGGGAGAGGCACUGCUUACAACAGAGGCUCCAGAUGCCCCAGGGAACAAACAGCACCAUGUGUGUUGGACAAGCCAAGCACUACCAACUGUGCCAGCAGCAGCCCUGCCCAGCCAACACAGCAAGCUUCAAACAGCAGCAGUGCUCCAGUUUCAAUGCCAAAGCCUUUGGGAAGCGCUACUACCACUGGAUGCCCCUCUAUCCAGAUGACUACACCAGUAUCUCCAACAAGCCAUGCGACCUCCAGUGCACCACCCAGAGUGGAGAGAGGCAGCUGAUGGCUCGAGCACAGGAUGGUACCUCCUGCAAGGACAGGACCUAUCAAGGGGUCUGCAUCAAUGGGAAGUGUGAGCCAGUUGGGUGCGAUGGGAGCCUGUACUCACCCCGGACAAUGGACAGAUGCAGGGUGUGUGGAGGGGACGGCAGCACUUGCCACCGUGUCUCGGGCAGCUUCCGAAAGGCAAUCUCACAGAUAGGGUAUGUGUUCAUCACCAACAUCCCUGCCGGUGCCACAGACAUCCUCAUCAUUGAGCGCAGGAAAACAGAAAACAUCCUAGCACUCGCAGAUGAAUCUGGGCAUUUCUUCUUCAACGGCAACUCCGCCAUUGACAACCCACAGAACUUCAGGGUAGCUGGCACGAUCUUCAAGUACCGGCGGCCCUUGAGCCUGAACUCGGAUGGACUGGAGUAUAUCAUAGCUCAGGGGCCCACUAACCAGUCCCUGAAUGCCAUGUACUAUAACUUUAAUGGGAAAAUGCCACACAUAACUUAUGACUACACUGUACCACAGACACCACCUCUGCGAACUGCAGCCCCUGCUGUAGACAGACUUCUCUAUCAUCACCUACCAGAGACCAGCCAGCACCAUCCCAUUCCAGCCAACUCCAGAGCUGCCCAGGACUUCAAUGCCACAUGGCUCUCCCUCUCACCAGAUGACACCAGUGAACAGCUUCCUCCAAGAGGAGGACAUGAAGAUUUAGGCUUCGGUCACCCGCACUUCUUCCAGACCAACUCCACCAGUCAGACUCAGGACUGGGGCUGGGAACAAGGUGAAGAGAAGGAGAAGUAUGACUUCCAGAUAAGACAGGUCUACCAUGCAAACAUAGCAGGAGAGGAAGAGGAGGAAGAAGCAGCAGCAGUUGGUGGAGAAAGAGAGGAGCUGCAGCACCUGGCAGCCAGGCUGGCCCCGAGGAACUCCACAGCAGGACUAUGGACCGAGAUGGGUGCCCAGUGGCCACAGGGCCUCCACAAAGCGCCGGCCCCUAAGAACUCACUGGAGGACUUGAAAGUGGAGGCAUUUGCUGGGAGUCAGGGGGAAGCAGCCAACUACAGCAUGAUGGCACCUGUGGAGAACCCUCUGCUAGGUGCCAGCCCAACCGUGGACAUCAGCCAGGCAGAGCCUCUGCAAGCCCCUGGCACUGAAAGCAAUGAGUUUGACGUGAGGCCCAUGGGCCAUGACGACAUUAGCUUGGCUGACAUGUAUCGAUGGAAAGUCUCAGCUUAUGCCCCCUGCAGCUCCACGUGCACUUCAGGUAUCAGCACCUCCUAUGCAAUGUGUGUCCGGUACGACGGAGUGGAAGUGGAUGAAACGUACUGUGAUGCCCUAACCCGACCAGAACCUACUCAUGAAUUUUGCACAGGGAGAGAUUGCCAGCCUAGGUGGGAGACCAGCCGGUGGAGCGAAUGCUCCAGAACCUGUGGUGAGGGCUAUCAGUACCGCACCGUGCGUUGCUGGAAGAUGCUGGCUCCAGGCUUUGACAGCUCCGUUUAUGAUGACCUCUGUGAGUCAGCUGGGCUGGCCAGGCCCAUGGAGAGGAAAGCCUGCAAGAACAAGGCCUGUGGGCCCCAGUGGGAGCUUUCCGAGUGGUCCGAGUGUUCGGCCCGGUGUGGCACGCAGGGGACAAUGAAGCGGGAGGUACGCUGCUCAGUGGAAGCACCGCUCUGCGACGAGUCCUGGAAGCCCAGCAGCGAGAAGGCAUGCACAGGCCCACCCUGCGACCGCCGCUGGACUGCUUCAGAUUGGGGCCCGUGCUCAGGUUCGUGUGGCAAAGGACGCAUGAGCCGCUUCAUCACGUGUCGCAACCUGGAGGGCAAAGUGAUCUCGAACUCGCAGUGUGACCCAGCCACCAAGCCCCUGGCUGUCCAUCCGUGUGGAGACAAGAACUGUCCCGCACACUGGGUGGAGCAGGAGUGGGACCAGUGUGAUGCCAGCUGUGGGAGAGGGACAAAGACCCGGGUCAUUUUGUGUGCAGGCCUGGAGAAUGGUGUGUACAGGGAGUACCCUGAGAAGCACUGUGAAGCCGCCCAGAAACCUGAGGAACAAGCUGCCUGUUUCAGGAGACCAUGUUCAACGUGGUUCACUACCUCCUGGUCUCAGUGCAGCAAGACAUGUGGUGCUGGUGUGCGGCUGCGUGAGGUGAAGUGUUACCAGGGGGAAGUGCUGGCUCAGGGCUGUGACCCCACUUCCAAACCAGAAGCCAGGCAGACGUGCCAGCUCCAGCCAUGCCCCACAGAGGCACCAGAAGAUGACUGUGAUGACAAAGCAACGGCCAACUGUGUGCUGGUGCUGAAGGUGAAGCUGUGCUCUCACUGGUACUACAGGAAGGCUUGCUGCCGGUCAUGUCGGCUCAAGUCACCCUGACUGCUGCCAGGCCCUACUUCCCUUCCAAGUUCAGGGGCAAGAGCCCCCUCAAGCCAGACUUUACCACUUGAAGCCAUCCGACUUGGCUUGACUGUGGAGCCAGUCACUGUAGACCAGCCUGCUCAGCGAGGAAUGAUUCCUAGGACUUAGUCAUCACUGUUCCCUCUCCACCAAGAGGAUUUUACACAAGACAAACCAUCAGUUCCUAGAAAGCUACUGAGAAGUGAGUUGGGAAAGCCUGUCCCUGCUGUUGUCAUCUCUGACGAGCUCUAGUUGGAGGCGGUGGGGCGCAGAGGCCAGCCUGCAGCAGGGCAUGGACGACAGCAGCCGUCUCUCUGGUCUGCCCUGCAGAUUUUUCUACUACAAGGGCAACUUCCA